This is a messenger RNA of Onychostoma macrolepis, 1689 nucleotides long. RefSeq names its product aryl hydrocarbon receptor-like. Gene Ontology annotation, molecular function: transcription cis-regulatory region binding; nuclear receptor activity. The record is from RefSeq and is a predicted model, not a curated record. Gene Ontology annotation, biological process: regulation of transcription by RNA polymerase II. The transcript has 3 exons. Gene Ontology annotation, cellular component: nucleus; aryl hydrocarbon receptor complex. The coding region runs from base 612 to 890 and encodes 92 amino acids. Lineage: Eukaryota; Metazoa; Chordata; Actinopteri; Cypriniformes; Cyprinidae.
AUCCAAACUGUAACGCCCAAAAAUUACACUUAGCACUUUGAUGUGAAGACGAACAUGUGACGCAAUGAUUUGACCUGAAUCAUCAUUUUCUUUUGCUAAAAAUGAAAGUGAAAAACUGCUUUUUAAUUUCUCAUUGAGUGUCCAGUUUAUCUAAUUUAAUUUAUUUACAGCAAUUAGCAACCAGUGUUAUUUUAGUAUCACUGAGAUACUAUUAUAGUUUUUAUUCAUAUUUUAUUAUAGUUCAGUUAAUGUUCAUUAAUUCUGAUGUUUUUAAUUUCAGUUUUAGUUAACUAUUAGCAACCUUGGAACAAUAAUAUUUUCCCCUGGGAGGUUAUUUAGAAAAUUAAUAUUUCUUUAUUGGCAUUUAGUGUUUUCUUUCCAUUACUCUCAUUCCACAAAAAAAAAAAAAAAAAAAGGUUCUUCUAUGGCAUCGCUGCAAAAAAAAAAAACCAAAAAACAAAACAAGCUGAAAUACAUUUAGGAGGAAUUCAGGAUCUGAGUUUUUCUGUAAUGUCAGUGAGAUAACAACUUCACUAUCCGGCAGCAGCGUCUCUGAAGGGGAUCUGCUGCUUCAAAUGCAAAUGGAAGGCAAAUGACAGAAUGACUUUUGAAUGAAAUGUGGCCUGCCGGCACUGUGUGAUGACAGGUCUGCGUCUCUGCGUUCACUGCAGGCCCUGAAUGGUUUUGUCCUGGUCGUGUCCACAGAUGCCUCUAUCUUCUACGCCUCGGCCACCAUUCACUACCUCGGUUUCCAUCAAUCUGACGUGGUUCAUCAGAGCGUGUUUGAUCUGAUCCACGUCGAGGACCGUGUCAGCUUCAGAUGCCAGUUGCACUUUGCCCUCGACCCCGAGUCCAGCACAGAUGGUUGGUGUCAAACCAGCAGACAGUGAGAGGAUUCCUCGUCCUUCCUGGAGAGGAGCUUCUGCUGUCGUCUCCGCACAGAACCACACAAAGGGCCUUAACUGAAUCGAAGUUCAGUCAUAAAAAUGGAAUUUACUGUAUAAUGUGGAAUGUCAUGGAAUUUGGAAAGUUUUGGAUGAAUGGAUCAAAUGUAACAGUAAACCUCUGUUGUGCGGCACUUAGUUUGCCAAAAAAUAGAAGGAACUGUUGUUGUUUUCAUUUGAUUACAUGUUAAAAGAUUACUCAAAUUGUUCAUAUUUUAUGACUUACCACUGUUUUUGAUAAUAAAUCUGUAUUAAAUGAAACAGACAACACAGUAUUUAAUAAAAUAUUUCAUAGGGCCCUAUUAUUGUGACGAAAAAACUUUAAUAAAUUAUAAAAGUUUUAUUAAUUAAAUUUAUUAGAUAUGCUUUUUGCUUAAUAAAAUUAAAAAUGGAUUGAAACGUUUAAACAUAAUCCAUAAUAAAACGGAAUUUGGAGAAAAUAAAAUGUAUUCAUAGGGCCCUAAAAAUUAAUGUUAAAUUAAUGUACAGUAUAUAGAAUUACAUUAAAGUUAAAUUAAUUUUUUUGUUAAAUUUAAAAUUAAGUUAAACUCUAAUUGUUGUUAAAUUGUAUGCAUUUCAUGAUUUCAGUUAAUUAGACAUGCUUUUGAUUACAAAAAUUUAAUUUCAUCAUUAAAAUGGAAUCUAAAAAAAAAAUCAAUAAAUGCAUAGAAAAAUAACCCCACAUACACAAUCCAAGAAAAGUAAAAUGGAAUAAAUGGAAUUUGAGAAAAAAAAAAAAAAAAAA